UUGAAUUCAUCACAAUUUGAAAGUGUAUUUAUUUAUCUUUCUACUUCUUUCAACUUAUUAAGCUUCUUGAAUGAGAAUUUGACGUUCCACUUCCUUGCUUCUCAUUCACUCUUCAACUCAUCUUAGGAAACUGCCCUCCCUCCAAUCACGCGAGAGAGAUUUCCGUGUUGCCAUAUCCAAUAUUUGCUUUUCUGUCUGCAUUGUGUUUGAUUGCCCUGUGACUUUUCACGCCGCUGGCCACUGGCUCUCCCGUUCUUGAAACCUCCUUCAUUAGGUCUCCAGGAAGGCACUCCGCUGUUCUCUUCCCACCUCUCUGGCCAUCCUGUCCUUGCCCCCCUCCGAAGUUUCUCCUCCUCCUCUGGCGUAUCCUUCAAUGGUGUUCUCUUCGGGGCUCAACCUUGGAUCCGCCUGGCUGUGUUGCAGGCACCGCAAAUGUGAUAUGUCCUCAACCGAGUUCACCCUCCCCACCCACAUGCUGUUCCUCCUCGGUCUCGUGUCCAUGAAGAUAGACAGCACCCCACCUCCAAUCUCUGGGCCAGAAACCUGGCAGUCCUUCACUCCUCCCUUUCUAGCAACCAGUAUCUCACCUCACCUAGUUCUGUCCUUUCAAUCUCCCAGAUAACUCUCACAACCAUCACUUUCCCUCCCUCCGCUCUGCCAUGGUCCUCUGGCCGGAGAGGGACAGUUUCUGGAGGAGAGCAGCCUCCACCCCAUUGAGCUGGAGCCUAAACCCCAAGACAGGAAGGAACUAACUUAGGGGUGGAGCUGGGUGUGGGUGUGAGGGGUAGGUAGGGAUGUGACUUCCUCAAAGACCCAGAGUGAGGAGCAACACGCAUCCCCAGCUAUGGGCCGCCUCCUCACCUCUCUCAGACCCCAGCAACACGGUCCCCCAAGGCAUGGGGGCCCAACAGGGGAAAGAAACAAGGCCAGUCGCAGAUGAACGGGCAUCUUGGGCCCACGGGAGAGAGUGGGGAACCUGAGGUUAUGGAGCAACAAUUUUCAAAUCUUCUGGUCUCAGGAUCUUUUUAUAUCGCGAAAAUGUUUUGAGGGCCCCGGAGUGCUUUUGUUUACAUGGAUUAUAUCUAUCAUUGUUUACCAUUUAAAAAAUUAAAACUAAGACAGUAUAAAUAAAAAUUGUUGCUUUUAAAUAUAAAAACCAAUAACAAACUCAUUGCGUGUUAACACACAUAACGUUUUGAGUAAAAAAUAACUAAAAUUUCAAAAUAAACAUUUUAGGAAGAAGAGUGGAAUUUAUUUAUAUAUUUUUUGCAAAUCACUUUGAUCUUGGGUUUGAUAGAAGACAGCUGGAUUCUCAUAACUGCUUCUGCAUUCAAUCUGAGGCACAAGCAGGACACGGUGGCCAGCUGCCUUUUCUAGCCCCGAGCAAUGGAGACGAAUGAUUCUCGCGUGGACUCCGAGUUCCGGUAUACCCUCUUCCCGAUUUUUUACAGUGUCAUCUUUGUGGUGGGGGUCAUCGCCAAUAGCUACGUGCUGUGGGUCUUUGCCCGCCUGUACCCUUCCAAGAAACUCAACGAGAUCAAGAUCUUCAUGGUGAACCUCACCAUGGCCGACCUGCUCUUCUUGGUCACCCUGCCCCUGUGGAUCACCUACUACUACCACCAGGGCAACUGGAUUCUCCCUCCGUUCCUGUGCAACGUGGCCGGCUGCUUCUUCUUCAUCAACACCUACUGCUCGGUGGCUUUCCUGGCUGUCAUCACGUACAACCGCUUCCAGGCCGUGACGCGGCCCAUCAAGACCGCUCAGGCUACUACCCGGACGCGCGGCAUCUUGUUGUCCCUGAUCAUCUGGGUGUCUAUUGUGGCCGCUGCGUCCUACUUCUUUGUCCUGGACUCCACCAACGUGGUGCCCAACAAGACCGGCUCCGGCAACGUCACUCGCUGCUUUGAACAUUAUGAGAAAGGCAGCAAACCCGUCCUCAUCAUUCACAUCUUUCUCGUGUUUGCCUUCUUCCUUGUCUUCCUCAUCAUCUUCUUCUGCAACCUGAUCAUCAUCCGCACGCUGCUCCUGCAGCCCGUGCAGCUGCAGCGCAACGUGGAAGUCAAGCGCCGGGCGCUGUGGAUGGUCUGCACGGUCCUGGCGGUGUUCAUCAUCUGCUUUGUGCCUCACCAUGUUGUACAGCUGCCCUGGACCCUGGCCGAGCUGGGCUUCCAGAACAGCGACUUCCACCAGGCUAUUAACGAUGCACAUCAGGUCACCCUCUGCCUCCUUAGCACCAACUGUGUCUUAGACCCCGUCAUCUACUGUUUCCUCACCAAGAAGUUCCGCAAGCACCUUACCGAGAAGUUCCAGAGCAUGCGCAGCAGUCGGAAAUGCCCCCUGACCACCAUGGACACGGGCACCGAAGUGGUCUUGCCGCUCAACCACGUGCCUGCCAAUUCCCUCAAAAAUUAGCCUCUGCCUGAUGGGGCCAGGCCCAGAGGCAUGGACAUCAUGACUGACUUGGGGGAAGAAGAGGUAUUUGCUGUGGUCUGGGCACAUCUUUCCUGGGUGCUCGGGGCCCAUGAGAUAUGGAGGCUACCUCCAUAAGGUGGGGAUGAUGGAAGAGCCAGACUGCUAGAAAUCCCAAACCUGAACGAGCCCCUUGAGCCCCCUUUGGACAUCUGCCAUAGGAAACUUGGCUGGUGGUUUUAGCCAGGGGCAGACCUUGGGGACAGACUUUGAGCCACCCAGUGCACCCUGCUAGGGCAGCACCCCAAGUGCAUAUGACUUAAACUUUGGAGCAACCACUCCCUUCAUCACUGUAAAGGCAGAGAAGGGGGUUUGGGGAAAGGGACACUCCCUUGGCAACAUGGCAGUACCUUUGGGGCAGACUUUUGAGCUAGGAUGAUGCCACCCUGUCUCCACCCACAGGCACAAGGCCUUUGUGACACUUCUUAGGGUGGCUCAGUGGAAACUUCUCCCAACUCACCCAACACCCGAAUGGCGACCAGAGAAGAUAACACGUGCAUAGACCAAACGCUAGGAUGGGGGGCUUGUGUCCUGAGGCAGAGGUGUCACCCUGCAUGGACCUCGUGUCAGGCCUGGCUCAGCUCUGGGGGAGAGACACAAUCGCCGUAUCCAUCUGUCUGUGCAGAGACCUUGAUAAAGUACCUCCUGUCGGGCAGCAAAGGCCCCUCGGGGCGAAACUCUGAUCAUCCAGGGCACCAUGAUGCCCAGGGGAUUCCAUAGGAGUGGGAGCCUAGGCUGGUCUCCCCCCUGCCUCUUUUUCUAGGGAACCCCCUCCUAAUUUAGCUCCUAGGAGGUGGGAGGAGCAGUUAUGGUUUCUAGGGCCAGCAGGCACUGUGAGUUCUGGGUGCAGAAGAGAAGUGUCCACUUCUCGACGAUCUCUAGAUGCCUGCUUGUGAUUUUCAGCAAAUAUAUUCAGAUGAGCCGCCUCUUGCACCCUGAGCUGACUACCACAGUCUGAAUCAGGCAGCCUCAGACCCAGGGCUCAGAGGAGCCCUCUCUGGCUUCCAGGGCCUUAUGGGCCUUUAAGGAGAUCUUCUUCCCUCCCAGACAGUGUCCCCAUACAGUUGGGAUCCUUGAUUUCUGUCUACUGGGCAAGCGCUGGAUGGAUGAUUUUUAUAACUGCCUCCCAAUGGGCCAGUAACGCGCUUGGGUCUGCAGUCGUAGCUGUGGGCCGGCCUUACCUGAUGGUGACCAGGUAGUGCGGCUUACUGGAGCUUUGGUGUCACAGAGACCCAGUUUCCACUCUUGGCUUUGUCACUUCCUGCUGAGAACUUUGAGCUGAAUUUCCUACCUCAUAGGGUUGUUCUGAGCAGCGAAGUAAGUUGCUGAGUCAGACACCACUCGGUCAGGGUGCCUUCUCAUCCAAGUUUCUCUCUUUUUCUGAGAAUUUGUUCCCCUCCGUCCUCCUAUAGGAGUUGAAUGGAUGAGAGGUGAACAUCUGGCUCUAGCUGGGCCGGUCAGGAAUUCAAAUGAGCCUCCUCUUGCACCCUGAGCUGAGUACCACAGCUCUCUCAGGAAUAAGUAGCAAGAGUCAGGGAUGCUAUUUCAGGCUCUGCAAGUCACUCACCUGAAGAUAUAGAAACCCUGGAGCUGUGAGUGUGUGCGCGUCUACAUGUGUGUGUCUGUCUGUGUGUAUGUGCUGGGGUUGAGAGGGUGGCGGAGACGGCCACUGACAUGCGUGUACUAGAGAAAAUGGCUCUGUUUAGAGGGAAGCUGGAGAUGUGCAGAGCAAAGCAGAGACAGAGGGCCCCGGAACCUGGAGAGAGGAGCGGGUGGUGCUUCCAGGGGCCUGCCGCUCUCCUCCAGGCCACGCCCUUCUUGAGGCACAACUGCACUUUUUUCUUUGGGGCCUGUGAGAGUUCCUUGUGAGGAAAUCUUCCCUUAUCUUGCUUGAGCUGAUUUGAGUCACUGAUUACUUGCAACUAAAUGAGCUCCGAACGAGAUAAAUGCUUACAUGCUAAAACAGUGUUUCUUGAAUUUCAGUGAUUUAUGUACCCCCCACCCCCUUGAAGUUUUUACAGUGUCUAUGUACCAGCUAUAUAUUUACUCAAUAAAUAUUUUUCUUUAAA
This is a messenger RNA of Myotis myotis, 4538 nucleotides long. It is a transcript of the gene PTAFR, whose product is annotated as platelet activating factor receptor. Gene Ontology annotation, cellular component: membrane. Bases 1387 to 2412 code for a protein of 341 amino acids. Gene Ontology annotation, biological process: G protein-coupled receptor signaling pathway; chemotaxis. Lineage: Eukaryota; Metazoa; Chordata; Mammalia; Chiroptera; Vespertilionidae. The transcript is spliced from 2 exons. The record is from RefSeq and is a predicted model, not a curated record. Gene Ontology annotation, molecular function: G protein-coupled purinergic nucleotide receptor activity; platelet activating factor receptor activity.